GCCGGGUGUGCUUGUCAGACACUGCUUUUCAGCACCAGCAGUACUCGACGCUCAGGUGGAGGACGGAAGUGAAACUCGGCAACAGGUUCAGGAACGUCACAUAGUACAUGCGUUGUAUUCCUAUGUCGGCAACUGGGACCCGUUGUACCGCAUGCCUCAGUGGAGGAGAAGAAUCUGCCUUCCGACACAUGCGGGCAAGGACCAGCAGCCAAGUCCGGGAUUUCGUAGACGAGGUCGGCAUCGCAAACCAGUUUCCGGCCUUGAACGAGGGGAACUUAGGCGUGAUCACCCUCGUACUGUGCAGACGACCUGCUUGCUUGCUGCAGCUGUACAAAAAGCACGAGCAAAGGGCUAGCAAGGACCGGAGUAAAGACCGGCGAGCGCGCAGGGCAGCUCGGACGCCUCGCCAUGCCAAGGGUUGGGUUGGUGCUCCUGAACCUCAAACGCACCUGAAGCGUCGGUGGCUUGAUAGGUACUGCACUUCGCCUGGGGCGGUGGAUGCUUUGCUGGGUGCUGUGGGUAUCACGGGAUGCGUUUUGGACAUGUGCGGUGGGCCUAGGGACGCCGUCGCGACCCGUCUUCAAUCCACGUGCGAAGUUCUCACCAACGACGCGUCCAGCGGAUACCAACCUUGACGCAAGCUUGGAGUCCUUCCCGGAAGACUUUCUCGCAGCUAACUCCGGGAAAAGGCCUGAGUGGGUGGUGACUAGCCCUCCAUACAACAAUGCUCUGACUUUUGUCAAGGCCGCC
This is a messenger RNA of Ectocarpus sp. CCAP 1310/34, 750 nucleotides long. The record is from the annotation of a GenBank genome assembly. Lineage: Eukaryota; Phaeophyceae; Ectocarpales; Ectocarpaceae.